This is a messenger RNA of Uncinocarpus reesii 1704, 8979 nucleotides long. RefSeq lists its product as uncharacterized. Bases 1 to 8979 code for a protein of 2992 amino acids. NCBI's taxonomy places the organism in Eukaryota, Fungi, Ascomycota, Eurotiomycetes, Onygenales, Onygenaceae. The record is from RefSeq and is a predicted model, not a curated record. The transcript has 3 exons.
AUGUUGAGGGUUUGGGAAAAUGUUUACUCACUCGGGGUGUUGUCAUCCUUCCAACUUGUGGAUGCUUUAAAGAAGAUGGAGGAAAAUGAUAUGAUAUGCCUCGAUAUCUCCGCCCAGAACGCCGGAUUUUUUUUGAAGAAAAAGCGCAUCGGUGUUGUUGUUGGUUGCUACGAGGUUUCUGCAACGAAUUCAGCUGUCAUGGAGGCCGUUGCCCUUCGAAGAACCUUUCCGUCUCGCGUUAUAGCCCUUCCCCUCGAUUUACUUCAAAAUGAUAGCUUUCUGUCUCAGUUCACGAUUGCUUUAAGACAAUUGGACUCUGAAAAGGUGGACGCUGCAAUGGCAAAGACGAAACGCGCUACAGCUAAAGUUGUCGAAGAACGCGAUACCGCAAAUCCUUUUCUCGUGACAGAGCUUAUAAUGGGGGUUCUGAGUGCGCAUGGAUUUCCAACUAUUUUUCGAAGUAUUGAGAAACGAGUUCGUGAUGAUGUUUGUUGGCACCAGAGUAAGCUUCCAUGGAGAAGGUCACCACUUUGGACUACGAUUCGAGUCUCUAUCCAGCUAUAUCUUAACGACGCUGAGCUACCGAAUGGCGAACUUGAGUACAAAAAUUUUGUCUUGUUUUUAGUUUUGGCUAUUGCUGCUUCUGCACUAGACCGAUACAGUUCUUCGGACAUGUUAUUCGUCCUCAACGCGAAAAUGGCUCACCGUGUAGCGAAGCUAGGCCGUUCCAACUUUGAUUUCCUUCACGCACGCGUUGCGGAGAUGAUGGCAAGGGUUAGAAAUUAUCUGGAAGCCCGUUGGAACUGGAUGCAAACAUAUCAUGCGGUCCGACUGAACAAACUCUCUUUGUCGAACAUCUCAAGGGAUACUAGUUUGUGUCUCUACAAUAGCCGCGACUACCUUCGCGAGGUUAGGACAUUACCUCCCAGUCAUGCAACAAUGCCGGAUCCUCCAACUCCUAAACGAUUCAGCCCGCCACCAGAUAUACUCCCAAGCUCUGAAUUCCUUUGCAGCUUGUCAUCUCAGGAUGUACAUGGUCUUGCAGAUUUUGAGGCUUGGGUUCAGCAUCGGUUACCAGUUUGGCUGAGCAAGAGUAAAAACUGGGAAUCCAAGAUUGGGCAGAUAGGAGAGCUAGUGGCUUUGUAUAAUGUCAAGGCCGAUGCCAUUUAUGGGUCAAUCGCCGAACACCUGUCAAUUAAAUUCUUAACCAUCGUAGAGCUAUGGUGUGCUCUGGAUCGGUUAACAUGUCGAAAAUACCCUCUAUUACUGGAAUACCCACCCGAUAUUCCAAUUGAUUUCCUUACACCGCUUUUGUUACCGAAGAGAUCGGAUAUGCGUCGCCUUGAAGACAUCGAACAAUAUAUUCAAAUGCGAUACGAAGAUGCUAAAUGGAAAAUGAGUGCUUUCUUUUCCCCGAUCUCCUCAAAUUCAUUCGCUGUCCGAUUCUAUGAUGAACACAGAGGGCCCCAAAGAUUAAGAGCAAAAAUUGAGGGAGAGGCUGCAAAAGCAAGGGAGCAGAAACGACGUGAAUGGCGGCAGAAAAUGGACAGAUAUUUAGUAUGCGUUAAACAAGAAAAUACUCUUAAGCAUGCUGAUAGUCCGGGUCCAAAAGGGGAACCCCUACAUAUACCCCAUCGUUGCCGUAAAUGCGUAUUACUGAAAGAAAUGAAAUCGCUCAAAAUUGAGAAGCAUGAAUGGCCAUUACCAUCGGAUGAUGUUUCCCUAAAGGCAGUGGUGUCCGAGUUGCUGUGCCCUAGCGAGAUUAGCAUGUGGCGGGAUACGACCUGGAUGAUCCUACAGGACUUGGGGAGAAAGCAUUGCCAGCCCUCGGAGAAGCCGGUGUAUUCGUUGACAUUGGCCAACUGCAAGACCUUUCACAAUUAUCUUGCCGUCCGGAAAGCAGCGCGCAUCACUCUGGCAUCAAAUACUAAACCCUUCUAUGUUACCCAUUAUCGGUCGAGCAACUUCCCAGUUGCAGUGGAUGACGUGUUUGUGAAAUCGAGCCUAUCCUUCAGGUACUUCGAUAGCUCGAAGAAACUCUGGGUGUCGGCGCAAAAAGCGCCUCCAAGCGUACACCGCGACUGCAUUACGGAUCUUCCUCCGGGACCAUACUUGGACUCAAAACUGCAAGAGGCCGUAAAUGCCACCAGCCAUACCCCAAAUCAAGUUAUCUCAAGGUUGUUUGAUUGCUCAUCAGAGUUGAGUGCAGAUGAAUUCCUAGCGUUUGGUCUUCUUCGCUCUGGAAUACAUCUACAAUGGAUGAAUAUCUUGCGCGAACUCGGGUCGGGUGGCAUUCAGCUCAACUCCCGGGCGGUUGACAUUUUAAUCUGUCAGGCAGCCUGGCAAGUCGGACCUCCCCUUGACCAAACCGAUUUACGAGCAGCGCACAACACGUUCACAGACAGCGCGUUUUGCAGGUGCCUGCUCGUAGUAUUGGAGAGCUGCUAUCGCCAAGUCGAAAGCAACUGGUCAGAACUGAAUGCCAUUCGAGUGAUCGUGCACGUUCUCCUGCGUUUACUAUCCUUGUCCUCAAGCAAGCCCAUAAUCGCACGUGGCCUGGCACUUCUGGGCAGGAUACGUUUCACUCUCUUUGCUUGGGCCAAAAAACUUCGCAACCUUGAUGCAGAAACGCCGAAUACUGAGAAGCGGCAGAUCACCACGGCCGUCGCACUUUUGAUCCAAGAAACUUUCAAUGUCGAAGACAACUUAAUUAAUGUUGUUCUUGAAGAGCCUGAAAGCCUCACGAUUUUUGUCGCCUGUGCUGUCAUACUUAGUGAAUUUUCAUUUGAAUGCCAACAAGAAGAUAUUGAUACCCGGAAUGAGAGCUCUUGUGUCGACUGGCUGCGUUAUCAAAAGUUAUGUCACUCUUUAGAGCCCAAAAUUAUUCUGCUAGCAAGACAGCGCCCACUCGACGUAUCGAAUGGCAUCCGAAUCAAAUGGGAGAAAGGUUCAUCUGUCCAGAGCUGGAAGAAACAUGGCAGUUAUUGCUGGAUUCGCGGGAAGUCUGGAGGAACCAAUCCACAAACCGUCGACUUCAACUGUUUAUCAGGGGAGCUGCUGAUAGAUGGGCGGCCGAUUCAGAAGCUACCGGAAACCUAUACGGAUCAUCCACUUUAUAAACGCGUUUUUGGUUUGCAGUCUUUCAACACUGCUGUUUCUGACAUUCCCUCGCUGGAGUAUAUGACCACUGGUGGAGUGCGAAGACGUCUCUACUUUGCUAUGAGCCAGGAAGACCUCAUCAUUAGAACUUUUGAUGGAAAAGAUUAUUUUGAAGUAAUUUCUCCGGAUAAACUUUCUGGGGAUUUUCCUGCAUCUUUACUGGACCAGUUCAUCCACUGGCGAAAUCUAACCACUCUGGAAGUCACAUUUUGUCCCUUAGAAGCUCUACGGGAGCCUUGGUUAGACUGUUGGAAGUUGUCACAUUCUUCGGGCACAUCAGUGUUGAGAAGGGAAUCGAGAUAUCUCAUAGAACGCGACUCUAUCACCUUCAAGUGUGUCGCUCCUAUUUUCGAACCUCUUGAAUCGCCGGAAUACCUUGAAGUCACAUACUGCGAAAGCGGGACGCUAGAGGUCAAUAUUCCCCGGUAUCAGUUGCGAUUUUUCCUGAACGCCGACGGCCAAUUUGAAUGUUCCGAACUCCUGGCAAUUGUCGACACAGACCAAACCCUAGGAACCUUGAUAGGAUUAAAGAAUAAACUCGUGCUACGUGAUACACAAGGCCAAAGGCGCCGAAUACUAAUUCCUUACGGGAAUGUCAGAGCUUCGCUGCUGGCAGAUCAUGUCCUUGUUACCGUGGAUACCGACGGCGAAUCUCAAGUCAGAUACUUUCAAUAUGAAGCUGAUCCAUACCUGCGUCAACUACGUGGCAUGGGGGACUUAGUAUCCACCCUUUAUAAAUCCUACCUGCAUGCACUGACAACGUUUGUUCUUCCGGAUCCAUUUACCGGAGUUACUGGAACAGAGGAAUGUUUGACGGGAUUACAACAAUCCUGUUCCGUGGCCUGCGAAACUCUUGACCCCAAAGCCAUUUCGUUACUGAAUCUAAUAUCAAAACUCACGCCAAGACGGGUGUACUACCCUAUACAUCUUCGAUGCAUGGAGGAUGUAAGGUGGGAAAGUGACAUCCCGCUGUGGACCCAAAACGAUAUUUAUGCCGCCCUUUGCGAUUCCUUGAUUUCGUAUAACAAUAAAUUUCGGGAUCUCUAUGACAGCUCGGAAGUUAUCCAGCUCAAAUCACGGGGUGAUACCCAUUUGCUAGUAAGGUCAAGGAUGCGGAAUCAUUAUCUAGAGCGACCAGAGUUUUUAGGAGGAGAUUUGGACAAAAGAAUUUUGACCGCGCAUUACAACUCAAGGGACCAUGGUGAUGUUCAUUAUGAAACAGCUUGUUGGGUGGCAUCUUUGUUCAAAACCUGGCCAGAUCGGUUUGCUACACCAGACUUAUACAAGUCCGUUAAGGCUUUCGAUACUAUCGCUUUUGGGACCCCUUUCGGAAUCAGGUCUUACACUGAACUGCUCUCUUUACCGCUGAACUCCCUUUGGGGCUCCCUUUUCGAAAUCUGUCUACGUUCCGCAAAAAAGGAUUCGAUGUACCUCACCUUUUUAUUCGCCGCUUUGAUGAUCGGCCAGCCAGACAAGCAAAAGCAAUGGAAGACUCUGAUCGGAUGUGCGCUCCUCAUCGACCCAAUGGUCCUACCGGCACCUCCGCCCGGAGUGUUCGAACCCUCUCAUACGCGUAGAAAAGCCCUCAAGGAAGUGAGGGCCAGGAUCCGGGAAUGUGUCCUUCCUUCGGCCGAUCUUGCAAAGAACCGUCAAGAUUUGUCGCAGGUGCCUCUCGAGGCUCAACAAGAUCUGGUCUUCCAUUGCAUCGAGGAAACCUGGGAGUCUGGCGACUUGCGCCUCCCCGACGAGCACUUAGUCCCAUCAAUAAAUAUCCCACGUCUUUCUGCUCGACUCGUGGAGCCAUAUGAAUCGUGGCAUAGAACGCUCGCUAUGCGUAAGUAUUUAUUGAGCGUAGAGAUCAUUCUGAACCAGAAAAAUGGACCUGACUUUGUGUACGUCGCAUGCGGAAAUAUCAACACAAGUGGAAAUGGAUGGCCUGCUUCUACACCUGUGCACAUUCGAAGCAGGCUAUAUAGCCGGUACAGUAUCUCAGAUAUCUUUGUGCGUAGCCAGCCUAAACCAAAUAUCGAGGUUCCCAUUUCGCCGAUCCAAUAUCGCGCUCAGUCUAUUCUACGUACCCAACCUGCGACUGAGAAACUCCAGGAGGCUCUCACCAGUUUGCUACUCGGGAACGAAACGAGACGCCUCUAUGGCACCAAGUUACUUUCCAGCUUCGAGAAUCUUUGGUCAAGUCAUGAACGUCAAAAAGAGAUUGAAUCAAUAGACAAAGAGGGUCUAUUUGAACUUUUAAACCUUUGCCUGCAAAAUGCGAGAAGCUCUUUUCAAGCGCUCGUCGAAAAGCUCUAUGCAAGCGAUUUUGUUGGUCAUUGCCUCCAAAAGGCUGACCUGUAUCCUCGAAUCACACCGCGCUCUCUUUUAGGCCAGCUGUCUUCAUCAAGGUCAGUCGCUCCUAGUGCUUGGAAAGAGGCAAUUAUUGGGUAUGGGAUUUGCCUCACAAGGCUUCAGCGAGUCCAUCGGCUUUUCCGCUAUGCUAGUGUCACGGACUACGUUUCUUUCAAGCGUGAGAUGGACAAUUCCGGUAUAGAUGCCCAGUUAUACCGUCUACAUCCUGACUGGCUUCUGAUGGAAAUCGAAAAUAAUUUCCACAUCCGGCCUGGUCAAGCGACGAUCGCGCAACAGAUGAUUGAGCCCUCUUCUGGCAGCAAUUCUUUGCUGCAAUUUAAUAUGGGCGAGGGAAAGUCAUCGGUUGUAAUCCCGAUGGUAGCAUCCUCGCUUGCAAAUGGCAACAGAUUGGUCAGAGUUGUUGUAUUGAAACCACUGGCGAAGCAAAUGCUUCAAAUUUUAUUCAGCCGCUUUAGUGGUAUGCUAAAUCGGCCAAUUUACCAUAUGCCGGUUUCCAGGAAGAUGGAAGCGACCCCAGACAGGGUGAAUCGGCUAUUUUCCUUGUUCUGGGAUUGCAGGGUCACUGGAGGAAUCCUUUUAUGCCAGCCAGAACAUAUUCUCUCCUUAAAACUAAUCGGCUUUGAUAAACUCUGCAGUGGUGAACUGACAUUGGGGAAAAGUUUGAUUUCAGGUUAUGGAUGGCUUCGCCAACAUGCCCGAGACAUCCUAGACGAAAGCGACGAGAUUCUAAGUACGAAUUUCGAGUUAGUGUAUACCGUCGGUACGCAGCAAAUGGUGGAUGGAGGCGCCCUGCGAUGGAAGCUGGUACAAUCGGUCCUUGAUCUUCUCAAAAGGCAUGCUUACACCUUGCACCGGUCGUCGCCGAUGUCGAUUGAGUAUCAAGCAGGGAGAAAAGAGGCUUUUCCGAGGAUUCGGAUUCUUGAUGACCUCGCAGGCCGGGAGCUAAUUUCCUUGGUAGUUGCGGACAUCAUGAGCGGAGCUCAAAAAGAAAUCUCUUUUCACCGUUUCUCGGAUGCUGACCGUUCUGCUGUGCUUGAAUUUAUCACAAAGAUAAAUUGCGACACGGAUAUACAAAACCGGAUUCAACAAUUAUUUGGUGAUACUAGCCAUUAUCCCUCGCUUCUUCUUUUACGUGGGCUCCUUGCGUUUAAGAUCAUCCAGUUGAUCUUGCAAGAAAAAAGAUGGCUUGUCAAUUACGGGCUGGACCUCAGUAGAACACUCAUGGCCGUCCCUUUCCGUGCAAAAGGAGUACCUUCCCAUAGUUCGGAGUUUGCUCACCCGGACGUGGCGAUUAUUCUCACUUGCUUGAGUUAUUACUACACCGGUUUGACAGAUGCUCAGGUUAUGGAGGCCUUCAAAUUCCUCAAAGCUGAAAGCGAUCCUUCCCUCGAGUAUCAUAGAUGGCAAGCAGACACCGAAAUGGGAGACGAGUUGCGAAGCCUAGGCGCCGUCAACCUGAAGGACUUGGAGCUAUGCACUCGGGAUCUUUUUCCUCAUCUCCGCUAUAACAAACGUGUUAUAGAUUUCUUUCUCUCGAAAACCGUGUUUCCAAAGGAGGCCGUGGAAUUUCCUUACAAGUUAUCAACGUCGGCCUGGGAUAUUCCUGAUGAUACCCAGAUGGUUACGACUGGUUUCAGUGGUACCAGUGAUAAUUCAUUUCUUCUUCCUCUGUCCAUUAAGCAGGAAGAUCUGUCGGAGUUCAAGCAUAUAAAUGCGCUAGUACUACAGACGCUCCUGCUCCCCGAGAAUAACUUAUGUCUCCUAGCAGCGGACAGCGAAGGCAAAGCCUUAUCAGCUGAGAGCCUUCUUGCUCUCAUCGCAAAACAAGAACCCAAAAUUCGUGUACUAAUCGAUGUCGGAGCUCAGGUACUAGAACUUGAAAAUCAUGUCGUGGCGCAAUCAUGGCUUGCGUUGACACCGGACGCAUGCGGAGCAAUCUUUUUCAAUGACAACGAUGAACUAAUGGUGAUAGAUCGAGCGGGCACCGUUGAGAGCUUGAUAUUAUCCAGAUAUAGAGAGCGGCCGGGCGAGUGCUGCGUCUAUCUAGACGAAGCCCAUACUAGGGGAACCGACCUUCAGUUACCCAGCUUUUACCGCGCUGCUGUUACUCUUGGACCCCACUUAACGAAAGAUCGGUUUGCGCAAGCUUGCAUGAGAUUAAGAAAACUCGGGAAUGGCCAGUCAUUUGUUUGUUUCGCUCCACCCGAGAUUUAUCGCAAAAUACAAAGCCUGGCUAAAAAGGAGAAUGACGAGAUUCUCGAUACCGAAGACGUCUUGCGAUGGACAUUAGAAGAAUCAUGCCAGGCAAUCGAGCGGCUUCAACCACUCUACAUCCAGAGAGGUUUAAACCACUCCCAACGUCGGCUUGCCCAACAUGAAUUUCUUUCUAACCAACCUAUCGACGAUGCCAUUUAUCAUACAGUAUCGCGAAAAGCUUUUUUGGACCGCAUCAGAGAACGCGAGGCAAAGUCUUUAGCAUCAAUGUAUUUGAGUAAAGGUAUCAAAGACCGCCAACGUCCGGAGUUUUCAGAACAAGAAAUCGAAAAAGAUCCAGUCCUCUCGGAGUUGGUGAACAUUUCGAACAACCAUAUCGAUCAAACCGUUUGCGUGUCAAGACUUUACGAAGCGCACGAGAGGGAGACGGUGUGUGAAAUGGAACAGCAAACGGAAUAUCAAAGGCCGCCGUUAGCGCCGCCGAUGAAGCAUGAAAUGACUCCAGGACUGCUAGAAUUCGUGAGAUCUGGGUCGGAGCUACGUGGACCUUUUAUUCGAGCAUUCGAGAGCCUCGCUCAUCUCACUUUGGAUGACUGUUUUCGCAAAUUCGGGAUGGACUCGGAACUCUAUGUGACGCGCGACUUCACUCAAACCGUGCUAAUGCUUGCGGGAGCUCAAAAUGAUCUCUACCUCCGCCCGGUGCACUGGAUUUUGUCGAGUAAUAUCCCCAAGGAAAAAAAAUUGGUUAUUAUCAGUCCAUUUGAAGCCAACAAGAUUUUGGCAGGCAAGAAUAUAGGCAACGUGAAGUUGCAUAUUUUCGCUCCUAGGAUAACGAAAUCAAUGCGUUCUUUCGAUGAUCUUGACUUCUAUAACAUCCCGUCGGAGCCACAGAGAAAAGUCUCGCCACAAGAGCUCCGACUUCUUCGAUUAUUCGCUGGACAGCUGUAUCUUUCAUCGGCAGAGGAGUACCAAGAGCUUUGCCAGUUCCUGGGGGUUUGGUCUGGGUUGGACACCCGGCCGUCCCAUCAAGAUACUAAAAUUACGGUUGAUGGGUAUGUGAGCCCUUCGUCUAGAGCGGAAAUGGGGUGGAAGAACUGCCCAUUCGUGCACAACCCACUACCGUACAUCAAUGCACUUCUUGGAGCUAGAAGGCGUGGUCAAGAUUUCUCAAAGUCUCAUAUGGGUCAAAUUGUUCAGGGGUUGCUGCUCCAAAGGGAGGACUUUAUCGAUUUGAAAGAGUGA